This is a messenger RNA of Thlaspi arvense, 1824 nucleotides long. NCBI's taxonomy places the organism in Eukaryota, Viridiplantae, Streptophyta, Magnoliopsida, Brassicales, Brassicaceae. The record is from the annotation of a GenBank genome assembly.
AUGGGAAUAAACAGAAUUUGUGGAACACUCUCAAGCUUCUACUAUAAAGCAGUGUGGAAUAGCUGGAACCAUUUCAGCUGCAACAUAAAUGAGACAGUCAUCAAAGAAACUGCUGCUGCUUUGGUUACCACUGGCCUCUCUAAGCUCGGUUACAACUACGUGAACAUCGGUAAUGGCUCUAACGCAGCUUAUAAAGAUCUUAGAUUCAUUAUGAUUGCUGGGCUGAAAUUUCUCGUGACGCCAAGGUAUUUGACCUGCAGCAAAACCAUGCCGGGUUCUCUAGGCCAUGAGGAGCAUGAUGCCAAGACAUUUGCAGAAUGGGGAAUUGAUUACUUGAAGUAUGACAACUGCAACAACGAUGGCUCCAAACCGCCUGUCAGGUAUCCAGUGAUGACCCGAGCUCUCAUGAAAUCUGGACGCCCCAUCUUUUACUCCUUGUGUGAAUGGGGGGAUAUGCAUCCAGCUCUCUGGGGAUCUCCAGUGGGCAACAGUUGGAGAACCACUAAUGAUAUCAAUGAUAGUUGGCUUAGUAUGAUUUCAAUAGCAGACAUGAACGAAAUCUACGCUGAGCAUGCAAGGCCUGGUGGCUGGAAUGAUCCGGAUAUGCUUGAAGUUGGAAAUGGAGGGAUGACUAAAGACGAGUACAUAGUCCAUUUCAGCAUUUGGGCAAUCUCAAAGGCUCCUCUUCUACUUGGUUGUGACAUAAGAAACAUGUCCAAAGAAACAAUGGAGAUCGUCACAAACAAGGAGGUCAUCGCUAUUAAUCAAGAUCCACAUGGUGUUCAGGCCAAGAAAGUUAGAAUGGAAGGUGAUAUUGAGGUUUGGGCAGGACCAUUAUCAGGUUACAGAGUAGCUUUGCUUCUGUUGAACCGUGGACCGUUACGAUCUUCAAUUACUGCUCUUUGGGAUGAUAUUGAGAUCCCUGCAAAUAGCGUCGUUGAAGCCAGAGAUCUAUGGGAGCACAAGACACUGAAGCAAAAGUUUGUAGGGAACUUGACAGCAACAGUGGAUUCUCAUGCGUCUGAUGCAAUGGUUUCGAGUGGUCUCUCUGCAAUAGGUUACAAGUAUAUCAACAUAGAUGACUGUUGGGGUGAACUCAAGAGAGAUUCUCAGGGAAAUUUGAUUGCGAAAGCAUCGACGUUUCCUUCAGGGAUCAAAGCUUUGUCAGAUUAUGUUCAUAGCAAAGGGCUUAAGCUUGGGAUUUACUCUGAUGCUGGGGGACAAGAGGACCCAGCAACUUGGGCAGGAGGUAUUGGUAACAGUUGGAGAACAACAGGAGAUAUCCAAGAUAACUGGAAGAGCAUGACAACGAUAGCAGAUCAGAAUGAUCGAUGGGCAUCUUACGCAAGACCAGGAUCAUGGAACGAUCCAGACAUGCUCGAAGUGGGAAAUGGAGGCAUGAGUAGAGAAGAAUACCGAUCACAUUUCAGCAUCUGGGCAUUGGCAAAAGCUCCUCUGCUGAUCGGGUGCGAUCUUAGAUCCAUGGACAAAGCCACCUUUGAGUUGCUUAGCAACAAAGAGGUGAUUGCUAUUAAUCAAGAUAAACUUGGGAUCCAGGGAAAGAAAGUGAAAAAAGACGGUGAUCUUGAGGUAUGGGCAGGUCCACUAAGCAAGAAACGAGUAGCAGUCAUCCUAUGGAACAGAGGAUCAUUACCUGCAAACAUCACAGCUCGAUGGGCAGACAUUGGCCUUGAUUCAUCAGCUACUGUUAAUGCUCGUGACUUAUGGGCGCAUUCGACAUACUCGGGUGUUAGAAAACAACUAUCUGCCCUAGUGGAGCCUCAUGCCUGCAAAAUGUAUACUCUUACCAGACGCAAAGCAUAA